AUGGUUUCUAUUGACAACGGCUCAACGGCCACAGCGGCUGCGAACGGCCAUUCAGCUGCGGCCGUGGACGGCAAUGCUCUACCGCCGGUGUCCCAGAGCAACGGCGCGCUGCCGGAGAACGACCUUUCUCGGAAGAGGAAGAUGACGGUUCUGCCCUUGGAGGUCGGCACGCGUGUUAAUUGCCGGUGGCGGGAUGGGAAAUACCACCCUGUCAAGGUUAUCGAGCGCCGGAAGCUUUCUUCCGAUGGAUCCAGCGAUUACGAGUACUACGUUCACUACACGGAAUUUAACCGUAGACUUGAUGAAUGGGUAAAAUUGGAACAGCUUGAUCUCAAUUCUGUGGAAACAGAUGUGGAUGAGAAGGUUGAGGACAAGGUAACUAGCUUGAAAAUGACGAGGCAUCAAAAACGUAAGAUUGACGAGACACAUGUAGAGGGCCAUGAAGAGCUUGAUGCUGCUAGCUUGCGAGAACACGAAGAAUUUACAAAAGUGAAAAAUAUUGCCACGGUAGAACUUGGUAGAUAUGAGAUUGAAACUUGGUAUUUUUCGCCCUUUCCUCCAGAAUACAAUGACUGUACCAAGCUGUUCUUCUGUGAAUUCUGUCUGAACUUCAUGAAGCGCAAAGAACAACUCCAGCGGCACAUGAGGAAAUGUGAUCUCAAGCAUCCUCCUGGUGAUGAGAUAUACCGAAACGGAACUUUGUCAAUGUUUGAGGUGGAUGGGAAAAAGAACAAGGUUUAUGGGCAAAAUCUUUGUUAUCUGGCCAAAUUGUUUCUUGAUCACAAGACCCUUUACUAUGAUGUUGAUCUAUUUCUGUUCUAUGUGCUCUGUGAGUGUGAUGAUCGAGGAUGCCACAUGGUCGGCUACUUCUCCAAGGAGAAACACUCAGAAGAGUCCUACAAUUUAGCUUGCAUUCUUACUCUUCCUCCUUAUCAGAGAAAAGGCUACGGAAAAUUCCUUAUCGCUUUCUCUUAUGAGCUUUCCAAGAAAGAGGGUAAAGUUGGGACUCCAGAACGGCCCCUCUCAGACCUUGGGCUUGUGAGCUACAGAGGAUACUGGACUCGCGUUCUCCUAGACAUCUUGAAAAAACACAAAGGCAACAUCUCAAUUAAGGAGUUAAGUGACAUGACAGCCAUCAAGGCAGAGGAUAUACUAUCCACACUUCAGAGCUUAGAAUUGAUUCAAUACCGAAAGGGACAACACGUCAUAUGCGCGGAUCCUAAGGUCCUCGAUCGUCAUCUCAAAGCCGCGGGCCGUGGGGGACUUGAAGUUGACAUUUUCCUCAAGAAGGCCGCGUUCCGCUUGUCCGCGUUCUGCUCGUCCGCGUUUGGCCGGGCCGCCGGCGCUCGACGGGCAAAGACAGAGCUACAUUGGGCCUAG
Molecule: messenger RNA, 1380 nt
Organism: Striga hermonthica
Lineage: Eukaryota; Viridiplantae; Streptophyta; Magnoliopsida; Lamiales; Orobanchaceae
Source: the annotation of a GenBank genome assembly